AUGAGGGUGGAUUAUUAUAAGGUAUUGAAAGUGGGGAGGAAUGUGACAGAGGAUGAUCUGAAGAAAUUGUACAGAAGAUUGGCAAUGAAAUGGCACCCAGGUAAGAACCCAACCAAUAAGAAAGGAGCUGAAGCCAAAUUCAAGCAAAUCUCCGAAGCCUACGAUGUAUGCAUUCCGAAGCGCACAUACAUGGUAUUGAGUGACCCACAAAAGAGGCAAAUCUAUGAUCAGUAUGGUGAAACAGGUUUGAAAGAAAUGCCAUCACCUGGUUCUAGGGGCAGUGGUGGAUUCCCAAAUGGUUUCAAUCCAAAAAAUGCAGAGGAUAUUUUUGCUGAAUUCUUUGGGAGUAGCCCUUUUGGAUUUGAGUCUGCAGGGGCUGGCCGGUCCAUGAGAUAA
Molecule: messenger RNA, 396 nt
Organism: Ilex paraguariensis (yerba mate)
Lineage: Eukaryota; Viridiplantae; Streptophyta; Magnoliopsida; Aquifoliales; Aquifoliaceae
Source: the annotation of a GenBank genome assembly